Messenger RNA from Amoebophrya sp. A25, 2243 nucleotides. The record is from the annotation of a GenBank genome assembly. NCBI's taxonomy places the organism in Eukaryota, Dinophyceae, Syndiniales, Amoebophryaceae.
AGAGGAGAGGAGUGAAAAAAAUCAACAAGGUCAAUUCUCAACUUUAAGGUGCAUAUGCAUAGCAUUCCGUGUUCCUCCUUACCCCAAAAUGUCAUUCCCCCUUUUGAAUACAGGAGAAAAGGAGCUUCAUUUUACUUAUCGAAAGUUAAUCUUUAUCAAACACGAGAAUUACUUAUCAUCAUCAUCAUCAUCUUAUUUUUUACACCAAACUCGCCCAUUUCAUCAUAUUGUAUGAUCUGUAUCUGUUCAUCCUCUACUAGGGUCAUAGAUUUUUGGUUCUUCAUAUCGGUUUCACUCCACGCACUAUAAUAAGCGUAAAAACGACCCGAAUAAAUGUUGUUUUCCAAGAUGAACAUACCCACCUGGACCUGCUCGUCGGGUAACAACAAGAUCAACAUGUUGAACGUGUUGUCGAAGAUGAAGAACAUGAUGUCUCCGCAGACCCGCAAACACAGCACCUCCGCCCCAGCCAAGGACAAGAUGCACCGCAACAAGAUGCUCGUUGUUCGUGCAGGAGGAGGACUAUAUUAUUCGAGCAACAUCUUCUCCAUCUCUACCAUGAUCUUCACCAUGUUGUGGAUCUACUUCUGGUUCUGGACCACGAUGAUGUUAAGGGUAGGUUAACGGUGUAGUUCUUGUUACUGUUCGUUUUGCCUUCCUGAACGGGGAACAAAGGCAUGACGAACGGGGUACUUAUACGAACACCAAAAACCUACCUCUAAUGAUGCUCCAGCCAGCGUUCGGCGUUGUGAUAGGAGCUACGGAGGAAAGCAUCACCUCGGGCCUACCGCAGGAUAAAAAUGGAAAAUAUCUUUAAGUUGUCUAGUCAGUUCUCACUCAGGAGCAGUUACUUUCUAAUUAUAGAUGUCGUGUGUGAGAACAACUGUGUGAGGCACUUGUUCUAGGGACUGUGCAGCUGUCAGGGAUACAAACAGACAGUGAGCUACCGUCCGUAUCCUGAGUGAAGUCGUUUUUCCUCUUGCUAGAUUUCUUCCAAGGGGACUUCAUCAAGAGGAAAUACUUCAUCAAGAGGACCAAGAAGGGAAGCAACUCACUCACUCACUGACUCACUCACCUAUUUAGAAACCACAGAUAGUGACUGGCUAGUGCUGCUAAUGUACGUACGAUUUCAAUACAAUAACCCCGGAGCAAUGGCUAACUGGGUGGAAGGAGUACAUCAAGAAGUAUCACGAUUGCUUCGGGUCGACUUCAGGCUUACUGGCCAAGACUUCACUUUCGAAUCUUGUCGAAGUUGCUCAGGAAGCCCAACAACAACCUGCAUCACCUUCAUCUUCUUCCAGUUCACCAUCUACUACUUGGACAACGACGAGGACAAAGAAGACGUCAGCUGCACGCGAAGGAGAACAGCUACCAGCACCUAAAGACAAUGAGACGCCGACACAAAGAAAAAUACUACCAGGUAGUACUACAAACAAGAACUUGUUCAAGAAGAUCACAUCAAAAAUCACCCCCGCUCCCGAAGUAUAUCGAUUAGACGAAGCAGACUCGACGUCAGACGAUGAGUCGUCGGAAGUGGAUCCAGACACAUUUGAUUCCUGCUGUGAAACUAAGGGACAAUGGCACAAGCUUUUUCUUCGAAGUUUUCUACGUCGCGACGAGAAACGUCGCGCGAAAGAAGAACGAAAGAGAGAGCGAAGAGCCCUAGUGUUUUCGGACGCGAUGCGCGCCGUAAGGCAGCAUGACCUGGGAUCUCGAAGAAGUGGUGCUGAACCUGGAGGUGCUUCGUCGAGCUGCUCUUUCAAUAGUGCGGGUCCGUUUGGCAAGAACUGUGUCCUGGCACUUCAAGAAAAGUUCCGAGUAUGGGAGAAGCAGGAGCAGGAGAAGAGCAUGGUUGUUGUUUUCGAUUUCCUAUUAUUAAGGGUUUCCGAAUUGCAUUCCUCACCACCAUCCCUGACCCUUUUCCUAGUAGAAAAGAGGCCAGGGAAGAUGUUGUGAAGAAUAUAAUUCCGUAACCUCUAAUAUCACUCGUAAUGAAACUAGCGCAACUGAAGUACGAGAGGUUCGCCGAGGCGUUCUUUAGGACAGAGGCAGGGCUUGUCUGUCCCCAGGAAGAGAGAAUUGCGAACCUAGUCCAGGAAUUUCACGAAAAAGAAGUCAUGCGCCUUCGGGUCGGAAUCUUUCCUCUUAAGGCCCCUCUGAUUUUUACCGUAGUUACAACGAACUUGCAUCAACUACGGGAUAAUAUUAAUUCAACCAUUUUUAUACAACAGUAUUUCGUCUAA